GUUCGCGCCGCUGUAUGGGGUUGGAUCCCGCCAAGGGGCUAGACGCGGGGUUUACGGCGUAGGAUACCAGGCACCUAGGUAUGGUAGGGUAGUCUUGCCUCGUUCUCAAUAAUCCGAGGUAACUCGAACGAAGUAGUAUAUACGGAUCCCUCGACUUCGCCUUAUUUCUACUUACUGUACCUCUUCGACUUUCACUGCCUAUCACGAAGCAUUAGAUACCUAGUAGAUAACUACCCGCCUACCCAGCUUACAAAGGCAUUAGAUCACAUUCAUCAUCCCCCCCAAGAGUUCUCUGAUUGUGCUCCUACCGAAAUCCCCGGAAUCACUAACCUGAAAGGGGUUGCGUUAGCGAGCUCUGGUCAAAGAUGGGGUAUACUACUCCGCAAACACAACCGUAUUUUGGGGAAAUAUCCACAUGGGUUAUUCCCCGCCAGAGUCGGCAGUUCGCAGAGGUGGGUAGCAGCACAGAGAUAUGGCCUACUACCUCGCUGCUAUUUAUGACGGAUGUCCAGGAUUAAAUGAAAUGACUUCCUCCUUUCUGGCUUGAACAGUCUCGAGCUUACAAAAAGUCAUCGCCAAGUCUUAGACGUGAACGCGAAGAUGUCUGCCACCCUUCUCGCCAGCAUAGGCUUCGCUGUUGCGCUAUCAUAUUUAGGCUUGAUAUUUCCAAAGUUGCUGAAAGAGUGGAAGCUCCAUGCGCACCGCUCAGAACUUCCCCCAGGACCUAAAUCUAUCAAAUCGGGUAUUAAUAAACCAUGGCUAUGGUUUCGAGAGCUGAAUAAGGAAUACGGUGAUGUCGUCUACCUCCAGAUGGGGCCGACGCCCACGAUCAUAUUGGGGUCUGCGCAGGCGGCAUGGGACUUAUUAGAAAAACGCGGCGCCAAGUAUUCGUCUAGGCCGAGAUUCAUCAUGGGCGGUGAGCUCUUGUCCGGGGGGAUGCGCGGGCUGAUGGCACCCUACGGGCCUUUCUGGCGACGCUGGCGAAAGCUGCUGCACAGCGGGUUCAUGCAACGCCAAAGCGAAACUUACCGGCCUAUACAGAGUCUGGAGUCAAAGGUCUUGAUGAAAGAGCUGCUAGAGACCCCCGCCAAGUUCCGAACACAUCUUGAACGUUAUGCGGCUUCGGUCAUUGUCACGGUGACGUAUGGAAGGAGAGUAGAAGACGUUGAAACUGACAUCGUGGUGAGACAAAAUGGAGAGUCCAUGGAUCGCCUAACUCAAUCCAACAUUCCCGGUAAAUACGCAGUAGAACGCUACCCAGCCCUGAAAUACAUACCGAGCAUAUUUGCGCCGUGGAAAGUCCAAGUCCUCAAGCAGCGACAGAAGGAUAUCCAAAUGUACAACCAGCUCAUGGAUGAAGUCAAGGAAAAGAAGGCCAAGGGAACUCUGCCAACAUGUUUUGCCAAGCACCUCUUGGAAGAGCAACAAAGCCUUGGGAUGUCGGACCUCGAGAUCGGUUAUGCGGCAGGAACCCCUUUCGGCGCAGGCGUAGAGACAUCAUCAGGCUCACUUGCCAGCUUCUUCCUCGCGUGUGCUAAAUUCGGCCCUCAGUUUAUCCCCAAGGCGCAAAAGGAACUCGACAGAGUAGUGGGCCGCGACAGACUCCCCACGUUCGAAGACUUGCCCAAUCUGCCAUAUGCCAGAGCUGUCGCAUCCGAGACGCUACGAUGGAGGCCCGUGGCUGUGCUGGGAGGUACACCACACGCGAGCACGGCCGAUGACGUAUAUAAGGGCAUGUUCAUCCCGAAGGGGAGCACCGUCAUUGCGCCACUAUGGAGUAUUCACCUAAACGAGGCUGACUUCCCUGAACCACACGAGUUUCGACCGGAACGUUUCAUCGAGGAUCGCGAGUAUCCCGGUACGUUCGGCCACAGUGCGUUUGGCUGGGGUCGCCGCAUCUGCCCCGGCAUGCAUCUCGGCUCUGCGUCCGUGGAGCUCAACAUCGCGCGAAUCCUGUGGGCUUUCGAAGUCGGUGCGGCAAAGAAUUCGCGGGGAGAGGAUAUCGACGUCGAUAUAUUCGCAUUCUCGGAUGGAUUCAACUCGAGCCCGCUACCAUUUCCCUGCUCGAUAAAGCCUAGGUCGCCUGAACACGUGGAGGUUGUUGAGCGAGAAUACCAGGAUGCUAUCAAAUCGCUGAAGGCGUAUUCUGCGUAAGAUGCUCAUGAAUACUUAUGCAUGUUAUUGGCUAUCUAUCUGCUUAGAGUAUUGUAGGUAAUAGUGUAUCGCAAUCAUGUCGCGCUUCAACUUGUUGAUGUUCUUAACCUAUUAGGUUAGGUGGGUUGUUUAUUGGGUAGGUAUGCUUGUGUCCUUUUCGGGGUAUGAGGUUUCAUUGAGUAUGGAUGCCGAGCCAGGUGUAUUGAAAUAGACUUAUAGUGCUUUGGCGACAUUUAUUACCUAGAUGGUCAAGCCUGUUUAACCCAUAACGGCUUGAGUGUAUGUUCAUAGUCAUGCAAUGAAUCUCACAAGACAGUUGUUUUUAGCCAUAUUGUAACCCAAGCGCAGUCCUUACACAUUUGAGAAGCGGAAUGAUAU
Molecule: messenger RNA, 2532 nt
Organism: Hypoxylon fragiforme
Lineage: Eukaryota; Fungi; Ascomycota; Sordariomycetes; Xylariales; Hypoxylaceae
Product: cytochrome P450
Exons: 6
Coding region: 601-2154 (517 amino acids)
Molecular function (GO): monooxygenase activity; iron ion binding; oxidoreductase activity, acting on paired donors, with incorporation or reduction of molecular oxygen
Source: RefSeq, a predicted model, not a curated record